Messenger RNA from Polyodon spathula (Mississippi paddlefish), 1177 nucleotides. RefSeq names its product chromatin complexes subunit BAP18-like. Gene Ontology annotation, cellular component: MLL1 complex; NURF complex. The coding region runs from base 321 to 917 and encodes 198 amino acids. The transcript has 6 exons. The record is from RefSeq and is a predicted model, not a curated record. NCBI's taxonomy places the organism in Eukaryota, Metazoa, Chordata, Actinopteri, Acipenseriformes, Polyodontidae.
GAGAGAAAUAGAGAGGGGGGAGAGAGAGGAGAGAGAGAAAUAAAUAGAGGAGAGGAGAGAGAGACUUGGAGUAUUAUCCUUCCAAACUGUUACUCUAAGAAUUGCACGCCCCUGUUUGUUUAGCAGCAGUGUGAGGUCUUUUCACAGAUAAACCAUUUUUUUAAGGAUUAAAAAACAAAACAAAAAAAAAGUAUUUAUAGGAAUUAUUAUUAAUAUUAUUAUCCUGAGUUUAUUUGAAUAUUUAAAACUCUUAGUUUCGUUUUUUUUUUAAAUACGGUUUAAAAAAAGGGUGUUUUUUGUGGAAUAACUUGACGAGAGAAAUGACGUCAGCAUCAACAAAGGUGGGAGAGAUCUUCUCCGCGGCUGGCGCUGCCUUCACUAAGCUGGGGGAGCUCACGAUGCAGCUCCACCCUGUGGCCGACUCCAGUCCUGCAGGGGCCAAGUGGACGGAGACGGAGAUCGACAUGCUGCGCUCGGCGGUGUGUCACUUCGGGGAGGAUCUAAAUCAAAUCAGCUCCGUUAUCAAAGACCGCACUGUCGCUCAGAUCAAGACCACAGUGAAACGGAAGCUCUGUGAAGACAGUGGGGUCCCCCUCUCCUCUGAGUCCCCCAAGAAGUCCCAGAAGAAAGCCCCCGUCGCCGUGGUGACGGCCCACUCAGUCAUCGGCGUGCCGACUGCCCAGGUCGUGGUGAGCCGGGGGCUGCCGGCCCCCCCCCCCACUGUCAAAAAACAGAAAACUGCAGCGGAUGUGACUCUCAGCGCUCUCAAUGACUCGGAUGUGAACAGUGACCUCGUUGAUAUUGAGGGGCUGGGAGAGGGGUCGGCCACCAAGAAGCUCAACUUCGACCAGGACAGUUUGAAUCUGGAUUCCAGUCUGAUCAUGAACUCCAGUGACCUGCCUCUGCUGUCUCGCUGACAGACAGACAGACAGACGGACGGAUGGCGUCUAUGCAUCUCCGUUCCAGCGCCUGUUACCAUGGAAACAAGGGCUAGGCGUGGAAACGGAUUUCUUGAGGCGCCUGGGGGGGAGGGAGUGAAUCUGGCGCUCCUUGUAUUUGAGUGUGAAAGACUUUCCAGUCACGGCUACCAACAUACGUUCUGAGUGUUACUUUUAAUUAUUAAACAGAAUUUGAAUUAUUAAACAGUAUAUUUAUAUGAAAAAAAAAUACAACAUCU